AUGAAGUGGGUCGUCGAAUCGUCUCCGGCGGCUGUCACCCGGCGGAGCGGAAAAACGGCGACUUUGCGGCUCUCCGGCGGCUGUCACCCGACGGAGAGGGGCUGGAUGGAGGUGAGGCGCGUGUUAGGGAGCUUCAUCCUCAGGUCCGCGCAGCAAGAGGAGGCUCUUCAUCGCAUCUGGUACGCUCUCAGGAGGUGGCGACUGGUCUCCCGGCGGAUCGUCCUCUUCCCGACGACGGCUUGUUCGUCGAUCAAUCGGAGAUGAUUUACUCGAUGGAUUGCGAUCCUUUUAUCGCGAAUCGUUCAGAAAUUUUAGUAGCAAUGCUCCGCGAAUCGCGUUGACGAGAUUUUUGCCGAUGAUCUAGCGAUUCCGGUUGCUUAAUCCUUUACCGGCGAUCUGCAGGAAAGUCGCGAUAAUCAGUUAAAAAUAUAUGAAUUUUGACUCUGGGAGGAUUCGAACCCGCGGCGGUCGCCCGCCCCUGAACAAGGUGGAUUUAGUCCCACAUCGGUUGUGUGCGGAUUAUUCGGGCGAUUAUAUAGUAAAGUUAGCUUUCUAGGCAAAGUCCUCUCGCGUGUACGACCACUCCUUGCCCCACAGCCGGCUGACCACCGGUGACGUGGAAGGGGAGUGGCGCACACGUGCCCCUAUCGAUCCAAGCAAGCCGCUCCAGCCCCUGCUCGCGGCUACUCCCCGACUACGCUUCCGACCUGCUUGCAGGCCCGGCUGGCUGGCGGAUCCCCCCAUUUUGCAAUAUUUUUAUUUUUAUUUCUUGUUCUUCGUUUUAUCUCAAAACUCAGACUGUAAAAAUCGUAUAAAAUCACAUAAUUACCCAAAAAUUCACGUUAAUCAACUGAAAACCACUUUUCAUGCUUUAACACAAAUAUAAGUCUAUUUAUCAUGAGUUAAGGCUAAAACUAUAUUAUUUACUAAUUAUUAACUCAUGAUAAUGAAGACUUAUCAGUGAGCUUAAGGUUUCUAGUGGCAUGAAUUCCUUGAGACAAAUGUGUGUGUCUUGUGGUGUGGAGGCACUCAAAUGCAUGUGAGAGGAAAAAUAAUUUUCAUCUAAGAAUGAUUUUUAAUUGCUUGGAACAUUGAAAGGAGUAAUUAUUAUAAAUAAAUAAUUUUCUAGAUAUUGACUUUGAAAAUAAUUAUUAAGUAUCACCCAUUAAUUAAGGGAUACUCUUAUAAUUAGUUUUAGACUAAAUUUUGGUUAUUUUCUUAGUUUAUCUUAUAGUGUUGUGCCUUUGAGUUUAUCACUUUUUUUCUCUAUGAAUAGUAAGUAGAAAAAUUAAAUAAAUGUUGCCCAAUGUUAGUUUAACUCUUGAGCAACUAGAGAUGUUGAUGUGGUGGCUUGGUUUUGUCAGGUCGAGUUACACUAUGACAAAAGUCACAAAGGUAUUUCAUAAGUUUUCAUUAUCAUGAGUUAAUAAUUAAUAAAUAAUAAAGUCUUAGCUUUAACUCAUGAUAAAUAGACUUAUAUUUAUGUUAAAUAAUGAAAAUUAAUUUUUUAUUUAUAAUUUUUUUGGCUUAUUAUGUGAUUUUAUAUGAAUUUAUAUGAUUUUUAUAGUCAUAUUUGUGAGAUAAAUAAAGAAAAAGAAAUUUAAAUAAAAAAUAUAAAAAGGGAGGGACCCACCGACCAAUUGGGCCUACAAGUAGGUUGGAAGCGUAA
This is a messenger RNA of Spirodela intermedia, 1669 nucleotides long. Lineage: Eukaryota; Viridiplantae; Streptophyta; Magnoliopsida; Alismatales; Araceae. The record is from the annotation of a GenBank genome assembly.